CCAAAACUGCACUAUCUUUGGACAGUUUGUUUUGUGCGCUUCUUCAGAGAAAGGCUGUUGGUGUCCGGUUUCCCUGAAUACCUCUCUCUCUCUCUCUCUCUCUCUCUCUCUCUCUCUCUCUCUCUCUCUCUCUCUCUCUCUCUCUCUCUCUCUCUCUCUCUCUCUCUCUCUCUCUCUCUCUCUGGCUGGCUCUCCCGGUCUCAUCGCGGGGGGCUGGCGUGUGAUCUGAUCUCCGACCUGUCCUCGCGACUCACCGGGAGGGGGGACACGACACAAUCACCACCCAACACGCGCUCGACUGGGGCCAGGCUGUGCGAGUCACGGAUCGCUCCCGAGUCGCCCCGCGCGCUCGCCCUUGGGCUUGCGCCCAUGGAGGGGGACGUCAUGGACAAACUGGGGGACAUGGCCUCGGUGUAUGAGUUCGACCCGAUCACCGGGAACAUCCCCGCUACUAAAGUAGAGAUCACCGUCUCAUGCAGGAAUCUACUAGAUAAAGACACAUUCUCCAAAUCUGACCCAUUGUGUGUGCUCUACACCCAAGGAGUGGAAACCAAGCAGUGGAGAGAGUUUGGGAGAACAGAGGUGAUUGACAACACUCUAAACCCAGACUUUGUCAGGAAGUACAUCCUGGACUAUUUCUUUGAGGAGAAGCAGAAUCUACGCUUUGACUUAUAUGAUGUGGACUCUAAAAGCCCAGACCUGUCCAAACACGACUUCUUGGGUCAAGUGUUCUGUACCCUGGGGGAGAUCGUGGGGUCACCUGCCAGUCGACUGGAGAAACCACUGGGGGGGAUAGCUGGGAAGAAAUGUGGCACCAUAAUUCUAUCUGCAGAGGAGCUGGGAAACUGUAGAGACAGCGCAACGAUGCAGUUCUGUGCCAACAAACUGGACAAGAAGGACUUCUUUGGCAAGUCAGAUCCUUUCAUGGUGUUCUACAGGAGCAACGAAGACGGAACGUUUACUAUCUGCCAUAAGACAGAGGUGGUGAAAAAUACGUUGAAUCCAGUUUGGCAGUCAUUCACCAUUCCAGUCAGAGCACUCUGCAAUGGGGACUUUGACAGAACGAUCAAGAUAGAGGUGUACGACUGGGACCGAGAUGGCAGCCAUGACUUCAUAGGCGAGUUCACCACUAGUUACCGGGAGCUGGCUCGAGGCCAGAGCCAGUUCAAUGUCUAUGAGGUGGUGAAUAUCAAAAAGAAAAUGAAGAAAAAGAAAUAUGGGAAUUCUGGAACGGUGACCCUCCUCUCCUUUUCAGUGGAAUCCGAGUGCACCUUCCUGGAUUACAUCAAGGGAGGGACCCAGAUCAAUUUCACUGUGGCCAUCGAUUUCACUGCGUCUAAUGGUAACCCAUCCCAGUCCACUUCUCUACACUAUAUGAACCCAUACCAGAUGAAUGCAUACGCCAUGGCCUUGAAGGCUGUAGGGGAGAUCAUCCAGGACUACGACAGUGAUAAGAUGUUCCCUGCCUUGGGCUUCGGAGCCAAGCUGCCCCCGGAUGGACGGGUCUCACACGAGUUCCCACUGAACGGUAACAUAGAGAACCCCUACUGUAACGGUAUAGAUGGCAUCCUGGAGGCCUAUCACGAGAGUCUGAAGACUGUUCAGCUCUACGGACCAACCAACUUCGCCCCCGUAGUCAACCACGUGGCCAGUUAUGCUGCAGCGGUUCAGGACGGGUCCCAGUACUUCGUCCUCCUCAUCAUCACAGACGGAGUCAUAUCAGACAUGGCUCAGACCAAGGAGGCCAUCGUCAAUGGGGCUAAACUGCCCAUGUCCAUCAUUAUCGUGGGAGUGGGACAGGCUGAGUUUGACGCCAUGGUGGAGUUGGAUGGUGAUGACAUCAGAAUUUCAUCCAGAGGGAAGCUUGCAGAGAGAGAUAUUGUCCAGUUUGUCCCAUUUAGAGACUACAUGGACCGAACAGGAAAUCACGUGUUAAGUAUGGCCCGGCUAGCCAAGGAUGUCCUGGCUGAGAUCCCUGAUCAGUUAAUCUCCUAUAUGAAGAGUAGGGGCGUCAAACCCAACCCCACACCGCCUCCCUACACACCCCCUGGACACACACACCACACACAGAUCUGAGCCCACCACACAAACCUUUACACUGAGUACUGACGAGAGACGGAGUCAAAGAUUUGCAGACCCUGGGAACUCUCUACUUCCUGAUUGGAAUGUUGGGACGGGAAGUGAUGUAAUAGGAAGUUGCUGAAGCAAUAGGUGUUUGUGUCAGGACUUUCCCAGACAGGUGACUCUCUGGAGAAGACAACAGCGUUUCUGUUCAUUGUGAUUCUAUCUAUUCUGUCUGUUUCUCUGCGAAAGAGAGACGGCAAUGGACAGACCAUACAAGGACUUGUCUUUUUAUCAACAUACAUGGGCCAGUGACUGUUUCUUCUUGUCUUGUUUGAGAGCGGGUGGGUGAAGGGGUCAUGUGGGGUCAUAUUGUGGUUGAAACUUGUGCCUGUCUGUGAUCUGGUUGUCUAACUGUAAUGGGACAAGUGGAACUCUCAUCUGAACUCUGAUCUUUGACUUUUGACCUAGCUCGCCAUUGGUGUAUUAGAGUGUGUGAUAAGGUGAUGUUUUUGGAUACUUUUCCAUUCAUUUUUGUUUUGUUUUGGGCCUACACAUUCCCAUAUUAAUUUGUAGCUUUAUGAUUUAAGGUUGAAAAAAAGAAAAGUAUAUUCACCUUGUGAGUUUUCUUUUUUAGUCAUUGAGUGUCUUUGCUCUUUGUACUCCCAUAAGUUGUAGACUCUUCUCUUGCUUUCUAUUUUAAAGCAUGUUCGUAUAUAGGAUGGAAUUCCCCAUAUGUCUGUAUUUAUAAUGUAUCAAAAGUGGCAUGGAUAUAUAAGGAUAUAUAAUUAAUAUGUGACCAUCCAGUUUGGAUUUCUCAAUUACAAACAAGGAUAGUUUAACAAUAUGGAGAAGCACAAGGGAGAGCUCAUCAUAGCUCUCUAAACCACUUAACCACCACCACAGGAAUGUAACUAUGCACAUCAGCGUUUGGACACACUAGAACCUGUCUGUGACAUACAUACAUACAUACAUACAUACAUACAUACAUACAUACAUACAUACAUACAUACAUACAUACAUACAUACAUACAUACAUACAUACAUACAUACAUACAUACAUACAUACAUCAGAAGUAUUGCUUUAUUUUUUUCAAGGGUUCUGAUAGUUUACCGUGUCCUAUAUUUCAUCAGUCAAAGAGUGAAAAUAUAUAACUCUUUCAACUACUAUUUUCUUCUCUCUCUCUCUUUCCAUCUCCCCAAUUCCCAUAGUGAAUGGAUUUUUGCUUAUUGACAUUAAACUGCUGGAUAAAGACAGCAAAUGUAUUCACUUGAAUCACAUUGAAUUCCAUUGAAACCUUUUCAUAACCAACAAUAACUCGCCCACCAGUCCUUUACCGUCCAUCCCUCUCUCUCUGGUCACCCAACAGCUUCUCUCUCCCUGAGAAUAAGCCAUUAUUGUGUUAUAAUCAGAUGAAGCCAGGCUGAAAUUAAAUCAAGCUGAGGAGUAUAGACAGUCUGGACACCUGCUGCACGGUACACACAUAGACAGACAGACAGAGGGACGGAUCUCCUCAGCUAGCUAAAUACUCUGUAGGCCUUAACGUACUGUAGACAGCAUUCCAACCAAGCCUGAUAAACAACUAAGGUUGAACAAUUCUGUUAACUUUUCCAAAAUGUUCAGGUUUUCCAGAAAUCCUGCUUUGAAAAUUCCUGGAAUCACAAGGAACAUUCCUUGAAAACCUAGGACUUUUUGCAAAGUUACCGGAGUUUUGCAACCCUAUUCACAGCUCUCUUCUCUUGGAGUCAUAAUCGCUAAGAGUACUGUAUGUUUUGGAAAUGGCUAAACCUGGUUCUGUACAGUGUUGUGUAUAAUAUAUGGGGAUAAAGACAAAUGGUAUAUCUGAUAUCUAUACAGUUAAUUAUAUGGCUUGUUUUUUCUUACUAAGUGGUGUGGACCUAGAGUAUCAGGAGUGAGUGUGUGUGUUCAAUAAUAAGAGUGGUUUACAACAGUACAUAUUCCUACUGAUAAACUUUAAGGAAAGCACUUUAUUCUAUUCCUUAAGAGGUGUACUGGUACUUCGACAGUAUGUUUAUUUAUACAUUUUUAGAGAUAGUGAUGAUCUUAUUGAUAUAUUAUAUGAUUCACUUAAUUUUUUCUGCAAUUUGUAUGAUAAAAAGCCAUUUAUUCUGCCGACAACGCCACAAUAAUAGAAGUAGACUUGCACACUGACUUCAAUGGGGAUGUUAUUCGUUCUAGUAAUUCUAUUUCUAUGGCUACGCUAUAAAAAAAAAACAGUAUUUAUUUUAAAUGUUUAACUUGGCAAGUCAG
Oncorhynchus tshawytscha (Chinook salmon) is the source of this 4333-nucleotide messenger RNA. RefSeq names its product copine Vb (gene cpne5b). The transcript is spliced from 20 exons. Lineage: Eukaryota; Metazoa; Chordata; Actinopteri; Salmoniformes; Salmonidae. Gene Ontology annotation, cellular component: plasma membrane. Gene Ontology annotation, molecular function: calcium-dependent phospholipid binding. Gene Ontology annotation, biological process: cellular response to calcium ion. The record is from RefSeq and is a predicted model, not a curated record. The coding region runs from base 370 to 2076 and encodes 568 amino acids.